CUGCUGAGGAGAGACACCGGCCGGGGUCGCCGCUUCGCAGUCUGCUAAUAAUUUUCCUUACCAAGAUCAUUUUCAAAAACAAAAUAAGCUAAAUAAACGCACUUAAUUGGAUAAACAAAUAGCGAGUCAGUUUUGCUUCCAACGACUGCAAGAAAACCAAGCACCAGCGAGUCCGCCAUAGUCGAGCCUUAGCAAAGAAAGAAAAUCAAAAUGGAAGACACUAAAUACCUCCCUGAGCUCCUGGCCGAGAAGGACAGCCUGGAUUCAUCGUUUACACACGCCAUGAAGCUCAUCACUGCUGAGAUUGAGAGGAUCCAGAAAGGAGAAACCAAGAAGACACCAGAGAAGGAGACUUACCUGGACCUUUUUGCCACCAAAACUAUGAAACUAAAGGAGCGAGUGCUCAUCCCAACCAAGCAGUAUCCCAGGGUCAACUUUGUCGGGAAGCUUUUGGGGCCUCAAGGCAGCACAAUCAAGAGACUCCAGGAAGAGACAGGGGCAAAGAUCUCAGUUUUGGGGAAAGGCUCAAUGAGAGACAAGAAUAAGGAGGAAGAGCUCAGGAAGGGCGGCGAGUCGAAAUACGCUCACCUGGCCAUGGAGCUGCAUGUGUUCAUCGAAGUUACAGCACCCAUACCAGAAAACUAUCUGCGCAUGGCUCACGCCAUGGAUGAAGUCAAGAAGUUCCUCAUCCCGGAGCCUGGUGAGCAUGACCCCUACAUGGACCCUCAAUUCCUGAAUGGAUCCCAAGAUGGUUCUGGAAGGGGACGAGGUGGCCUUGGACGGGGCAGAGGUGGACCACCUGGUGCAGGAGGACCAAGGGGACGAGGGAUGCCACGUGGAAAUCUCAGAGGAGGGAUGCGUGGAGGAACUCCCCGUGGCGGAAUGUCUCGAGGAAACGCGCCCAGAGGGGCCCCAGCCGGUAGGGGCGGACCACCCUCUGCUGCAGCUAGAGGGGGGUCCUCUGGCCGCUCCAGGCCGCCUGCGAGCGGAGCGCAAAGGAUGCUCCCCGCCGCAGCCCUGUCCCAUCAAGCAGGACCUUCAGGGUCACAGCCCAAACCUGAACCUUACGAUGAAUAUGGUUCAUAUGAGGAGUCUUAUGCUGAGCCUUCCUACGAGGGAUAUGAUAGCUAUUACAGUCAGCAGCCUGCUCCAGCCGAUACGGAAUACUACGAUUACGGACACGGUGAAGCCCAGGAUCCAUCAUAUGAGAGCUACGGUCAGGGUGAAUGGGAUAACUCGUGGUCCGGCUCCGGGGCCGGAGGCAAAGUUCCCCCGACGCGGCAGUCCAAGGGUUCAUACAGGGAGCAUCCAUACGUCAGAUACUGAACAACUACCGGUAGAGAGUUGCUAUGGCAACUGUCUCCCGAUUGUAACAGGCUUAACUUUUCAAAAAGUAAUUUCCCUUCUUGUUUGUUCCCCCUUUUUUUACGGUUUAUUUUAUGUUUGUGUUUUUUUAAACUUGGAGACAUUUUGUUGGAUGUACCAGAGUACCAGAUAAGAAACACGAGGAGCAGAGGGUUUUUUUUUUCCAUUGUUUAUCUGUUUCCAUUUAAAUGUUUCAGUUGCGUAGUAAGGAAUUAGUUACUUAAACUUAACAAAUGGAAAAAGUGAUAUUUUAGUGAUAUUUGAUGGCUUUUUCAGUUAAUGAUUAACUUUAAACUGUGAUUGUGGCGAUUAAACUCUUAUUAUAUAGGCUGCAUUUCUCAAAAGUCCUUCAUGACUGGACAUUAAUUGCUCUUAAUGCUUCAGUGUAAUUUUAUAUAUACCUAAAACAAAUUUAAACACAGCCUUCAAUAUUUUGAUCUGCAUCAAAAGUCUCAUUAUUGUAUACAACAUUGCCAAUCUAGUUUUCUCCUAAAAUAUAGAAAUCCGUCUUUCUGCCACCUUUACAAUUGGUAUAUUAAGCUGUUCUAUAACGUGCAAAAUUAUACUGAUAUAAAUUCUUGUUAAGUUUGAAGGAUACAAGGCUGCAGCCACCUCAAUAUUUUGUACAUAACCUUAGGAUAACUGUGUAUGGUUUAAGUCGUGCCGUCUCCAAAAUGCUCAAUUCUUGUGUACCUUUUUGACUAAAUAGGAUACUAAACAUAUCCCAAAAUGUUUUUCUGCAGUGCGUGUUUCAAUAAAGUUUCUAGUUUCAUUUUAAUCAAUCUAAACUUGGUAUUUUUGCCUUUAUUGUACCAAAGGAUUAUCUUCACUUUGUGAAAAUGGUCCUCAAUGGCUCCCCAAUGCUGAUUAAACUUGUAUGUUUACACGUUUAACCUGACCACAAUUUGAAAAAUACCAAAAAAAAAAGGGGCAGCGUUUGUUUUUUUUCCCAUCCAAUGACUUUACCUUCGUCUGUUUAUCCAAACUAAAUGGCACUUGUAAUGUCACCUUAAAAAAAAACACGUAAUAAAGCUCAUUACUUGA
Messenger RNA from Xiphophorus couchianus (Monterrey platyfish), 2409 nucleotides. RefSeq names its product KH domain containing, RNA binding, signal transduction associated 1a (gene khdrbs1a). Gene Ontology annotation, cellular component: nucleus. The record is from RefSeq and is a predicted model, not a curated record. The transcript has 9 exons. Bases 211 to 1326 code for a protein of 371 amino acids. Gene Ontology annotation, biological process: regulation of alternative mRNA splicing, via spliceosome. NCBI's taxonomy places the organism in Eukaryota, Metazoa, Chordata, Actinopteri, Cyprinodontiformes, Poeciliidae. Gene Ontology annotation, molecular function: poly(A) binding; mRNA binding.